AUGCCUUCAUUGGAAUCUCUUGAUAAAAUUAUCGAGUCUGCAAAGAAGUGGGAUGCAUUCUGUAAACGGUUCUUAAUAGAACCAACUGCACCAGAUUUUUACUUCUCUCAAAAAAGAGAUUACUUGAAAGUGAAAAUCCAACCAUCCUUUGUGAGGGAAGGCAGAGCAAUGAAAUGGGAUUAUAAGGAAAAAGUGCUAGUAAAUGCCCUCGGAGCAAAAAAUCAGAAAUGUAUGCCUAAUUCUUACUUUCCUUGGUCUGUUUGUGAUGUUGCUACUGUUAUAAUUAGAGAAUUGAUCAGCGGAUGUGUCUUUCAAAUGGUUCAGUCUCAUGUCAAUAAUGUCAAGUCUGGAUUAAAAAACAUUAUCAGGGUCUUCAUAGCAACAACUUAUGAUAACCAUAAAAACAUUGUACACUUGACGUUUGAAAUGGUUGAGAAGAUAGUGCAAGAUUAUUUAUGGUUGUAUAUAGAAGAAUUAGCUAAAAUAGAUAUGGGAUCAGUUGCAUACGAAAUUCUCAUUACGCUUCUAGUAACAAUUGAUGUCAGUAGUAGGGCAUUAACCAAAAACAUAUUCAUCACGCUUCUAGUAACACCAUUUACCCCUUAUUUUGGAUAUGUUGAAGCAGAUAGAAAGACUCAAUGGCACGAAUCUAUUGCUAUAAAACAAGUAUCAAAUCUCAUUAUGGAAGAAGGUGUGGAUCGUGUUCUUGCUUGUGAUUUUCAUUAUGGGCAGUCAAUGGGUUAUUUUGAUAUUUCAGUUGACCAUGUUUACUGUCAGCAUGCUAUUCUUGAUUAUCUUGCCAGCAAGUCAAUUUGCUCAAAUGAUUUGGUAAUGUUGUCGCCUGAUGUCGGUGGAGUUGCUAGGGCGAGUGCUUUUGCCAAAAAGUUGUCUGAUGCACCUUUGGCAAUUAAUUAA
Messenger RNA from Lactuca virosa, 915 nucleotides. NCBI's taxonomy places the organism in Eukaryota, Viridiplantae, Streptophyta, Magnoliopsida, Asterales, Asteraceae. The record is from the annotation of a GenBank genome assembly.